CCUCGGUGGGUAACGACGUACUGACGUAAGACGUGUGAACAACAAACAGUUGUUGGACUUCGACAAGCUAGCGAUCGGUACCGCCAGACACAGACAGUCCCGACGGUCUUCUCCCGCACAGACGCGGACCUGCGGCACCUAACCGGUGGGAAUAUCUCUAGUAGAAUCACCCCACGGUUGCCGCUGUCCGUGCCGCCGACUCCGGCUCCGGCCCGGUUCCCUGGCGCCGACGUUAGCCACGGAAACAUGCCCGUCGCUCGGACUGUGACGCCUGUUUUUUUCUCCGGCUGGUAGCGGGAUGUGAUGCGAGCCGAGCUGCGGCACGACAGCGGGUGAGACGACAGCCACCGCCGGGACACGCAGAUUUGUUUUCUGGCCACGGGAGAAUGGACUUUGUCGGGGGCGAACACAUCGGCUCACCGAAGGAGGCAGGCAUGCGACCGCACACGGGCCCGCGCGUCGUUGUUGGCCAACAACUUUAGCAAGCUAGCUCGCGUUAGCUCGCUCACGUUCAUGCAAAUGAAUCCGACCGGUUCAAGGCAGUAAGCUCCCGGAGAGACGUGUUCACUACAACCGUGUGGCCCCCUCCGACACCGUGUGGUCCUCUCCGACACCGUGUGGCCCCCUCCGACACCGCGUGGUCCUCCGGUCCUCCCGGACACCGUCGUGGACGAUGUGCUGACGACCCGGGAGCCUCCGGUCGGUCCCGUCUUGAAGGAGCAGGACCCGGUUGCCCCGCGGGGGGAUAGUUGAGCAAAGUUGCCAGGAUGCACCACAAUCUGCCUGUGAACUGUGGUUUGUGAAAGUCAAAUCACCCCCAACACAACAAACCAGGCCCGGGAUCUAUUUUUUAAUUGCACUUGAAUAUAGUUUGGUCAAUCGAGGACCAGGAGUGGUGCACUUCUCCUUCUACUGUUGUGAGAGUGUUUAAUAUAAUAUCCAGGCUGUCUGGCACAGUUAAAGACUUGAGUUUCACUGGAGAUGAAAACAUGAAUAUCGAAGAGCAGCGUCUAGAUUUAUGCAAUGUCAAUACGAAGAGUAACAUGGACGAUGACGACGAUCGCAACACCACCAACAGCACAGAUGGGGUCACCCCUCGGAUCUCUGAACUGAUGACAGAUAACGACACAGAAAAGCAAAUCGUUGUUCCCACCGAGACCCCUGAAACGUACGCGAUGCCUCAGCUCACUGACAACCGUCAGCCAGCUGAGGAGAACAACCACCAGGUACAAGACACACUGGAAGUCGACGAGGUCAACGGAAAUGGAGAGAGCACAGGCCAGCACGACCCUGCGGUCGCGGACCCCACUGACCUCAUCUUUUCCAAUGAGCAGCACAAGGGCGAAACUGGGGUGGAGGAAAAGAAAGAGGAUAAAGACACUGAUGCGGUUGCAGGUGGAAGGGUUGGCGCAAGGGUCACGGACGUAGGUGUGGCUCUGAGUCUGGACGAGAGUGGGGUGUUGGAGGCUGAUCUAACAAACGCCACAUCGUUGUCGGACAGUUCGCCAGACCCGGUGUCCACGUCGCAGGCCGUCCCAGCUGGCAGCGCGGCGGAAAGCCCGUCAAAUGCGAGCCAGGCGUGCGGCACAGAGGCCUCUGCCUCGGACCAGGUUGGACUGUACCCCUCGGUGGAGGAGGAGGACGAUAAACACAAACCAAAUGGCAAAAGGGUGACAUUCCCUUCAGAUGAGGACAUUGUCUCUGGAGCAGUGGAGCCCAAGGAUCCCUGGAGACACGCUCAGAAUGUGACGGUGGACGAGAUCCUCUCUUCCUACAAACAGGCCUGUCAGAAACUCAACUGUAAACCUAUACCCAAAGUGCUCAAACAGAUACAGGAAUUGAAAGACCUGACACAGCGAAACGAAUGCUUGGAUCUGAAAGGUGAGAAGCUGGACUAUAAAGCAUGUGAGUCCCUGGAAGAGAUUUUGAAGAGGGUCCAGUUUAAAGUCAUAGACCUGGAGCAGACCAACCUGGAUGAAGAUGGUGCAUCAGCUCUGUUUGACAUGAUAGAGUAUUAUGAGUCUGCCACACAUCUCAACAUCUCCUUCAACAAGCACAUUGGCACGCGAGGAUGGCAGGCCGCGGCUCACAUGAUGAGAAAGACAAGCUCUCUGCAGUACCUCGACGCACGUAACACUCCUCUGCUGGACCACUCUGCUCCCUUUGUGGCACGAGCGCUCAGGAUCAGUGGCAGCUUGGCAGUCCUCCACCUGGAGAAUUCUGGCCUGUCUGGCAGACCGCUCAUGUUACUAGCGACGGCUCUGAAGAUGAAUAUGAACCUGCGGGAGUUGUACCUUGCAGACAACAAACUCAAUGGCCUGCAGGACUCAGCCCAACUCGGCAACCUGCUCAAGUUCAACUGUAACAUCCAGAUCCUGGACCUGCGUAAUAAUCACAUAUUAGACUCUGGUCUGGCCUACGUGUGUGAAGGACUGAAAGAGCAGAGGAAAGGACUCGUCACUUUGGUGCUAUGGAACAACCAGCUCACACACAAUGGCAUGGGCUACCUUGCUGCUGCACUGCCAUGCACCCAGAGUCUUGAGACUCUGAACCUUGGCCAUAACUCGGUGGGUAAUGAAGGGGUCCACAAGCUGAAAGACGGACUGAUUAGCAACCGUUCUGUGCUCAGACUGGGCCUUGCUUCCACCAAACUGUCCUGCGAAGGUGCGGUGGCUGUGGCAGAAUUCAUCGCAGAGAGCCCGAGAUUGUUGCGCUUGGACCUGCGAGAGAAUGAGAUUAAGACGGGUGGACUGAUGGCACUGUCGCUCGCCCUAAAAGUCAACACCUCUCUGCUGCGUCUCGAUCUCGACCGGGAGCCCAAGAAAGAAACUGUGAAGAGCUUCAUUGAGACUCAGCGUGACCUGCUGGCUGACAUCCAGAAUGGCUGCAAGAGGAACUUCAUCCUGGCUAAAGAGAAGGAGGAGACUGAGCAGAAGAUGCGGCAAUCGGUCUCCAUGGCUGAAAUUGCCACGGAGGAUGGAACCAGAGAAGAAGGGGAGGAGGAAGAACCAGUGCCAGAGGAGAUAGGUGACAGCGAGGGGAAAGAGGAAGAAGGGCAGGGGAUUGAAACAACAGGAAUUGAAGAACAGACAAGCAGCCAGUCAGGAGCAAGCUCGGAGACAAACGUGGAGUCGGACUCAGACACUGAGGAUGAGGAGGAAGAAGAGGUGGUAACAAAGUCCUCCUCCACCCACUCAAACCAGGCUGCUUCUCAGACCCAGCAUGGGGCUGCACAGCCCCCCCUCAUUGCCUCAAGGAUGUCCCCGUCCCCGUCUGCUUCACCUGCCGGAGGGCCAAGUGCCGUUUCCGGCAUCACCGUCACAGAAGCCACAGUUCCUACUGGCACACCUCCAUCUCCCGGCCGCUGUAUAUCAGUCUCAAGCCCGGGGAGGGGUCAUAAGAUCUUCAUGGUUACCCGAGUGGAAAGCCCCCCUAAGCAGCAGCAGGUACAACUCCAGAUAGGUGCAUUGGCAUCUCACAGCCAAGUUAAAGAUGUCUCCAAAAAGCCCAUGACACAGCGGACACAGCCACCGCCUGCAUCUCAGACUCCUACACAAACAUCGCUGACAUAUGAGGACGGGAAGGAGCUCUCACCUGCACCUGCACCGUCAACAGACUGUAAACUGAUAGAGCAGAGAGCUAUAGCACACUCAGAGUCCACACUCAAUACUACACAGACCCACACACUAGAGACACAGUCUACAAGUCCACGCACAGAGGAUGUGACAGCUACUACUUUCGACCCAGAAGUGACAGAUCCAAAUCUACGAGCACCAGCGCUGCCUUCAGAUUCUUCACCAGUAGAGGCUGGAGCAUUUCAGCUCUCUGAGGAGGUCGUACAGAGCACGCAAAGCCCCCAACUUGAACCCACUUGUGUCGAAGGAGAGAAAGAAGGAGAGGAGGAGAAGGAAGGUCUUAGAGAAGAUAACAGAGAAGUGAUGUCCCCUAAUAGCACAGAAGAAGAGUACAAACAAUUUGACAAACUGAGUCAAACCCAGGUUUGUGUCGCUGCAGUCGAUACACAACGGUCAGCGUCUGCACAUGACCAGCUACAGAAUGAGCUCCAGUCCGCGUCAAAGGAGACCAAGUCAUCACAGUGGACGGAGGAAGAAGACAAACAGGAGGCACUUCCACAAGAAAAGAGGCAGGAAGCACCGGCCGGCUUGUCAGAAAUCAAAGAACCCAGUUUAUCAGAGAAAGAAGAAAACCCGCAAAACAAGGAGGAACCAAGUCCAAAUCAGCAAACAGAGGCCGAUGAACAGAGAGUAGAGUCUGUUAUCCCUGUCCUGGCUGAUCAACAGGCACCAUCCAACUCUCAGAGUGAAGCUCAGGAGACUAAUCUUCGAGCAGAAGAAGCCUCAGAGAGUCACGAAUCUGCCACGACCGGCUCCCCAGUCGAAGUGGACGAUUCACCUGACGAGAGCUCUGCAGAUGAGGCCGAAUGUUUCUCCGAGGCUCUGGAGGGAGAGGUGGUCAGUUUGGCUCUACCCAACGGCCUCAAGCCCGAGUUCUCCCUCCAUCUCCUCGAUGCUGAAAGCCCCAAGCCGGGCAGCUGUGUGAUGGAGCACGUGAGUGUCAGCUGUGGACAGGACCUGGAGGAGCUGCUGCUAGAAGCCAGUUUGGAUACAGGAAGAGACGCACCAUGAGGUUGUGAGGCCCCGCGAGGACACAGGAGAAAACAGCACUCUACUAUGUGACUACAAUGUUUUUUGUCGUACCUUUGACUUUACCACCAACAUAACUUUCCCAUAAAGGACAGAGGACCUGGUGAAGCUCUGUGCACGAACAUACAAGCAAUUUAUGGAAAGGACACAAAGGACAAAGAUCCAACUGCUGUCGAGCUCGGCUGUGACGAAUAAGGAAUCCUCUACAUCCACACUACAUCCACCAAAUAAAUAAAAUCACCCUGUUAUCACUACAUUUUGUCAAUCUUCAGUCUUUACACAAAAAGCUACUGCCGGUGAGUGAGGAAGAAGAGAGGAGUGGAGGAUGAAACCUGAACCAAAGACAGAACACAGACCUUCCCCUCCAUCCGCACCUGCUCUCUUCUGUAGAUUUCCACUGUAGUUGGGGAAAUAACUAGCAAUUCAAGGUUUUUUUUUCUUCUUCUUAAAACACGACGCACAUGACGAUGAAGACGAUAAUGACAAAGGUAUGGUUGGUGGCACACUGAAGACACGUUGAUAGUCGGGGACCCUGCUGGCUUUAAACACUUGUUCUAGAGGUGUAGGCACCGACAAAGGCUUUUAUAUUCACGGAAGCAGAAGAUGUUCACGUUUGUUUAAAUGUCGCUGUUUUACGUCUUGUGUCCCCGUUCCAAAUGAUUCUCCCUGUUUGGGAAAAAAAACACAACUCUAAGGGACUUUUGCCAAAGUGACUAUCCUCUUGUCUGUUUUCUUGUCCUCUGCUCACUUUGGCCCCUCAGGAAUCAGUGUCCCCCUCCCCACCUCCCACCCCUGCAGUCAGUCUCUUCAGAUCUGCUGAAGCUGCCUCCCGCCUGUCCACCGCUACAACCACACCACUUUUUGUCACAAAGCUGAAAAAGAACUUGAGUAAAAGUAAUACUGAAUGCUUUUGAUUCAUUUGUCUACAGUAAAAAGAAGAAACAAAGUUGUUGUCCUCAACUCUCUGGAACUUCAGACACCAUUAUUAUUGCUUUGUUCAGUCACUGUUCCUCCUCUCCCUCAGUCUUCCGCUCUGCCCCAGCUCAUCAUUCAUGUUGCCUUCAAACUCAUCGCUUUAGAUUCAUUCUUUGUUUUUUCUUUUGGCUGCUUUGAGAAAUCAAUUAUUUUCUAUUUAUUUUAUGGCGACAUGAGCCUUUUCUGAUUAUUUCCCCCUCCUCAUGUCAUCUCUUUUUCAUUUAGGGGUUUGCCUUUAAAGGUGACCCUCAUUUUGUGAUGUAUAUUUCAGAUUAAAGCAAGAGCAAAUAUUUAGUUGGGGGUUUUUUUGGUUUGUUUUUUGGGGGGGGUUAGUCUGUGUUGGUAGGAAAGGUAUACAUGAUUGAAUUGUUGACUGUUGGUAGCAAUCGGGGUAAUGAGAGCAAACACAAUGGCGCUGUUACGUAACCAAAUCCCUGUUGCUUUAAUGCUUCUGUGCUGGGUGAAUGUGUGGCCACAGGGGGGCGCUGGUGGUCGUGUUUUUAAAGGGUUUCACAGCAUCAUGUCUGACUCCUGGGGCCCUGACGUCUCCGUUCAAAUCCAUUUCUUGUCCUGAAUUUUCCAAAGCAAGGCAGAAAAAACGUCAUUGUUCAUGUAUGUUUGUGAAGAGAAACUGUUUCUUUUCUUUUUUCUGAGACAGAUACAGAUAUUUUUUUUCCUUUCUUCUUUUUUUCUUCUUCUUAAAAGGAGCAUAUUUCGACCCCCGCCCCAACAGAGAUUUAGCCCCCAACUGUUUGUAAUGCUUUAAUUUUUAGAAAUUUUUAAAAAUUAUUUGUUAACUUAAUUGAAAUGUGCCGGAAAUCACAAAGAUAUGUAUGGCGAAAUCUGUUCCUCUCAAAUAAAUGCAUGUAAUGACAAA
This is a messenger RNA of Scophthalmus maximus (turbot), 6516 nucleotides long. RefSeq names its product protein phosphatase 1, regulatory subunit 37 (gene ppp1r37). Gene Ontology annotation, molecular function: protein binding. The record is from RefSeq and is a predicted model, not a curated record. The coding region runs from base 990 to 4646 and encodes 1218 amino acids. The transcript has 14 exons. NCBI's taxonomy places the organism in Eukaryota, Metazoa, Chordata, Actinopteri, Pleuronectiformes, Scophthalmidae.